This is a messenger RNA of Paramecium tetraurelia, 411 nucleotides long. RefSeq lists its product as uncharacterized. The transcript has 2 exons. The record is from RefSeq and is a predicted model, not a curated record. Lineage: Eukaryota; Ciliophora; Oligohymenophorea; Peniculida; Parameciidae.
AUGUUAAAUAAUUGUGAUGAAUUGCACAUCUUAAGGCUCCCAAAAAUUGUGAAUACUUUUGCAAAAGAUGAGUUCUUACAGUUAAGCAUGAAAGUUAGUAAAAUAAAUGAAUAUGGAAAUAAACAUACAAGAUAUUUCGUGUUAACCAAUAAAAAAAUUUUACUAUUGAACAAAUCAAGUAACAACAAUGUCAUUUAAAAGCGAUUAGAAGGAAAGUACUUCUGUCCUUUAUCAUUGGGAUCACGAUUUCCUCCAAGAGUUUUGAGUUCAUAUUACAUUUUAAAAAUGAAUAUGAUGAUGAUGAUCUCAGAUUACAAACUGAGAGUAGAUCCAGAUUAAUUGAAUUCAUUGUCAAGACUUAUGCACUUGAGUUUCACAUCCCUUUAGCCUCAUACUAAGUUCAAGAUUUGA